This is a messenger RNA of Morchella importuna, 1191 nucleotides long. RefSeq lists its product as uncharacterized. Gene Ontology annotation, biological process: ceramide biosynthetic process. Gene Ontology annotation, cellular component: membrane. The record is from RefSeq and is a predicted model, not a curated record. Gene Ontology annotation, molecular function: sphingosine N-acyltransferase activity. Bases 1 to 1191 code for a protein of 396 amino acids. NCBI's taxonomy places the organism in Eukaryota, Fungi, Ascomycota, Pezizomycetes, Pezizales, Morchellaceae. The transcript has 3 exons.
AUGGCGGUCAAGCGAAGGUCGUCGUUAGGGGAGGAUAUCAGGGUGGGCGAUACGUCAGCUCCAGCUGUUUCUACGAUGCCUACGACGAAAGAUCAAAGAGCCGCGUCAAAACAGCGAAGGAGAAAGCUGUCAAUGUCAAAAUCACGACCAGAAAACUGGUUCACCUGGUACAGGGAGCUAUCCUACCGUAAAACAUGGUUGAAUCCUCUCCUCGUAAUGAUUAUCGCUCUAGCAGGUUAUGCCGUUAACCCCACCCCCUCCAAUCCCCUACACGCCUGUAUAUUCCUCUCGUACCGUACUGCUCCUGAUCCAAGCUCCCACGCGCCAACCGAGUACCAAUAUGACAAGGGCCCUCGUGAUUUGGCGUUUGUUCUCUUUUACACAUUCCUCUUCAGCUUCACUCGUGAAUUCUUGAUGCUGCAGCUCCUCCGCCCAAUUGCACUUUACAACAACAUCACCAAGAAGGCCAAGGUAUCCCGUUUUAUGGAGCAGUCAUAUACGGCAAUCUACUUUUCAGUGUUUGGUCCGUUUGGAUUAUACGUCAUGUACCAAACUCCGAUCUGGUACUUCAACAGCACUGCUUACUACGAAGCAUACCCCCACCGCACCCACACCGCCGACUUCAAGGCCUAUUAUCUCCUCCAGGCUGCAUAUUGGCUCCAACAGUGCAUUGUCCUCCUUCUUCAGCUUGAGAAACCUCGCAAGGAUUUCAAAGAGCUUGUUGGACAUCACAUGGUCACUCUCAGCCUUAUCGCCUUGAGCUACCGUUUCCACUUCACCUGGAUUGGUCUUGCUGUCUUUGUUACCCACGACAUUUCCGAUUUCUUCCUUGCUACCUCGAAGACAUUGAAUUACCUCGAUCAUUGGUUUAUCGGGCCCUACUUCGGUUUCUUCAUCUUUGUUUGGAUCUACAUGCGCCAUUACCUCAACCUGGGAAUUCUGUGGAGUGUCUUGACCGAGUUUAAGAAUGUUGGAUCCUGGGAACUUAACUGGGAGACUGGGUCUUACAAGUCGGGCUUGGCUCAAAGCGUUGCGAUUACUCUUCUUGGUAGUUUGCAAGCCGUUAAUCUGUUCUGGUUGUGGUUGAUUUUGAGGAUUGCCAAGAGAUAUGUCCUUACCAGCGAUGCCGUGGAUGAGAGGAGCGAGGAUGAGGAUGAGAGCAGCAGUGAAGACGGCGAGAAGAAGAACUAA